GUCGACUCGUUCGCUAACGUCACAUAUUUCACUACUAUGGCGGUCGACGCUAUAGAGCUGCAGCUUUCAACAAAACUUUCCUCAUGACUGUGGAUAUUCAAACUACAUCUGUUUAAUAAGACAGACGCCGUGACAAUGGCGGAGCGAGAAGAGCGACGCUUUGCGGAAGUUUCUCGCGACUCGGUCAAACUGAUGGCGGAGAGUGCUGGCGUGGAGCUCGGCGACGACGUGGCCGCCCUGCUGGCUGAGGACGUGUGUUACCGGCUGAGGGAGGCCACGCAGAGCAGCUCUCAGUUCAUGAGACAUGCCAAGAGAAGGAAGCUGACAGUGGAGGACUUUAAUAGAGCUCUCCGCUGGAGCAACGUGGAGGCUGUCUGUGGUUACGGCUCUCAAGAUGUCCUGCCGUUCCGCUCCUUGAAAGAAGGCGAGCUGUUUUUCACUGAGGAGCGUGACAUCAACCUGGUGGAGUUGGCUCUGGCCACCAACAUUCCCAAAGGCUGUGCCGAGACCAUGGUGCGAGUGAGUGUGUCGUACCUGGAUGGGAAAGGCAAUGUGGAUGCUCAGGGAACAGUUCCCUCAGCAGUCCAGUCUUUGUCGGAUGACUUGUUGAAGUACUACCAGCAGAUGACACGGGCCAUCCUGGGAGAGGACCCCCACCUCAUGAAGGUGGCUCUGCUUGACCUCCAGUCCAACUCCAAAAUGGCCGCCUUGCUUCCUUACUUUGUUUAUGUCAUCAGUGGGGUUAAGUCUGUGAGCCAUGACCUGGAGCAGCUCAACAGGCUCCUGCACAUGGUGAAGAGCCUGGUCCAGAACCCCUACCUGUACCUGGGCUCGUAUGUGCGCAGCCUGGUGUCCAGUGUCAUGUACUGCAUCCUGGAGCCUCUGGCGGCCUCCAUCAACCCUCUCAACGACCACUGGACCCUCCGGGACUACGCAGCGCUGCUCCUCAGUCACAUCUUUUGGACUCACGGCGAUCUGGUGAGUGGGCUCUACCACCAGAUUCUGCUGUCUCUGCAAAAGGUUCUGUCGGACCCUGUAAGACCGCUUUGCUCCCACUACGGCGCUGUGGUGGGCCUCCAUGCUCUGGGAUGGAAGGCUGUUGAAAGGGUUCUCUUCCCGCAUCUUCCUGCCUACUGGGCCAACCUCCAGGCCGUACUGGAUGACUACUCUGUGUCUAAUGCCCAGGUCAAAGCAGACGGACACAAGGUCUAUGGAGCCAUCUUGGUGGCAGUAGAGCGCCUGCUAAAGAUGAAGGCGCUGUCUCUGUCCCAGCCUGCAGACGGAGGCUCCAGCGCUCUGCUGGGCUCGGCAGCAGGUGUUUUGGGUUACAGGGUGAGCUCCCCAGGUCUUAGCCCGCCUCCAGAACCUCUCUCUGAGGCAGCAUUGGGAAUUGCCAGCCACCUCCAGGCUGGCGGUGCUGGCUGCCCAUGGGAAGACUGGACCCCUGUGCCGCUCCCCGCCAUGUACUGUGAACUCUACUCCUUCUUUGGAGACAGUUUAGCUGUCAGGUUCAGUACCGGACAUGGUUUUGGCAGCAGGGCAGCCCGGCUUGGUGACGCCAGGAAGGAUCCCCCUGGACCCUCCUCUAACCCUGACGCUGCCCGGAAGAUGCCCCAGCUCACAGCCAAUCUGAACAUCAGCCCCAGGCAUGAUGGGAGUCCUAGGACGGAGCCACCACCUCCCAGCCUGGCUCUGACUGGAUCCGGAAGGUCUUUGGCUCGCUCUUCUUCCAUGCAGCGCUCUCGGUCCUCCGCUUCCCGUACAGGCCAGCGCCAGGCGGGUCCAUCCCGGGAUGUUUUCCCCAAAGCUCGCUUCAUGUCUCAUCAGUCGGGUCCUCUGACUUUCUCCUUCCUCAUCGGCGGCAGACAAAUGGGACGCAGUUGCCGAGGCCGACGGCCUUUUCAGACCACAUUUGCUCCGACUCCGGCCCUCACCACAGUGCCGCCACGCACCUACGCCCACAAGCUGCCUGUCAUUGGCAGGGUGGGGAAACCUGUUCGCCGCUGGGCUCGCUCCCACUAUUCCCUCCACCUCCCUCUUUAGACAAUUUUCAUUCAAGAUUUUCUUCAACUUUUUUUGUCAUGUCCUUGCUUUUUGUUGGUAAAUGUGGUUGCAAUGUGGUAAUUUGCGGCCCACAGCUCAUUAUUGGCCCGCACAUUCUAAAAAUACAAUCACAAAAAAAACAACGUAAAUGGGGAAAAAGGCAUAACAUCAGGAGAGAAAGUUUGAAAUAGUGAUGCAAACAGCACAAAGCUGACAUGCAAGUUAAUUGUGAAUAAAAGUGAAUUUCCGCAAAUUAGCAUUCCUUAUAAAUUGAAUAUUUAUUAAAAAAAAACCUGUUUCCCAAACCUGUACGAUCUUCUGAUACAUUUUUUAACAUUCGAGCCAUCUUGACAUGAAAUAACACCCAUGUAGCCAUCUUACCGCUUGUAUAUCCGUAUAUACCAAUAUAGUAAAUAGAGAAAAUAACCCAUUUACUACAGUUUACCUUGUAGGGGAGCAGAAUCGAUGGCGGACAGGAAGUGAUGUUGAGAGUUUAGAGUUGAGUUUUUGGUUGUUGUGGGAUUUUUCCUCAGCAGUAACCCGUGUUAUUAUGAUUAUUUUUAUUAUUGUGCUUGUUGUGAGAUCAUUUAACCCUGCAAUGAAAGCCGGUGGUUCAAGUCUGGUGCUUCUGCGGUGGUCUCACUGAACAAUUACUGACACCUAGUGACCAAUGUAGAAUACUGCAUUCACAAGUUGAUCAUAAUGGCAUACAGUAUACUGUAUUUGUAUUUUAGAUCAUUUAGCCAUUUUAUGCUUGAAAAUGCUUAAUUUGGGCAGUAAAUAUGCACAGUUUGCUUAAAUAUGCAUAGUUUUUGUACUAAUAGUAGGCUGUAGUCAACCACGAAACAGUGAUAAUUUAUUAAUGUUUGAAAAACCGUGAUAGAGUCAGAGAGCAAUGUUCGAACCGUGAUGGAGCAUUCUGGAUUGGCCCACUUGCAUCCUUGGAUUUUUGAAUAUGUGACAGAAAACUUUGCGUUCCAACCUGUUUGAUUGCUUACUGUUCUUUAGAUCAGGGGUGUCCAAACUUUUUGGGAGGCACCUUGAUACAUUUAAAACAUCUUAGCUUUGUGUUUUAGGGAACAAAUUACUGUAUAAUGUAAUAAAAUAUCAUGAAUAAUUCCUUUUAUUUUUACAAUAUGUUAAAAAGAAAGAGCUGUGGGCCAUAAAUGGCCCCUGAACCGCACUUUGAAUACCCCUGCUUUAAAUGUUUGCACUGCGAGGGCCGUGUAGACUGCUGUGUCAUGGCUGUGGAGUGACCUUACCCUCCGCCUUGUGAUGGAAACCUGACAGGUGUUUGGCUUAUGCCGGCUAUAUUUACAAAAGUCCCACAUAGAAUUGUGGCGCAUGACACCCACUGGGAUCCUGUUGCUCUCGCUGGGAUAAUGUCCAAGCAUAUAAUCGCUCAUUCCUACGCAUGAAAUUUGAAUCUGCAUGGACGUGUUCUUGGGAACAGGACACAUGUAUGUUGUCUUGACUUUAGACGGCAGUUUGCAGAUUUUGAGUUGAUUUGAUUUCUGCAGCAAAAAGAACACAAGGACUUGUGUAUCUCAGUAUUACUCAUGUGGUCUUCACUGAAGACACAAGUGGGACAUUCUCAGCUCACUUUUGUCCCUUUAAAACUACUAAAUUAGCAUGUCCUCUGAACAGUUUUAGUCGAGCACAAGAAUCAGGAUAAAAGCUUGGAAUAGUUUUGCAAAGUCACAUUUAAAGAGACAUAUCCCUCUUCUCCCAUCUUCAUAUUUUAACCCGCCCAAAUGCAGCUGUUUCCCCACUUUGUCCACCCAGUGGGAGGACUGUGUGAUACUCAAGACAAGCGGGUCAAAGAGGGUAUAUACAACUAUGAAUGAUCAUUGUGUGGGUGUGAUCAUAUCAGCGUGUAGUGGGACAAGUUAGGCAGUGUCCUCAUGCAGUUGCGAAACAGUCAUAAUACUGGGAUGGAAAAUAUCCUUACAAGCCGUAAACACCUCUGACGAACCUGGUAAGGAUUCAAAUCAAUUGUACAAUUUAAAAAAAAAAAGAAGUAAUAUUUUACACCAAUGAGUUUGAGGGUUUGGUGUAAUGACCCGCCAGCAAAACCCCAACCCCCAACUUCAACUGGUUCGCAGCAGGCUUUCCAGCCUUUGCUCCUGCACUCCGACACCAGCUCUGCAUACUUUAGCCUUUUGAGCUCAUAUGCCUCAAUAAGCCAGUCUUCCCAAGAGACGUGCUUGUUAGCAUGCUCUCAACUCCCACCUGGAAGUCAUCGUCCCUCAGCUUCUUCUGACAUCAUCACGGGUUGACUCUGUUGUUCUUUGCUAACUAACAUAGGUACACCACAAAUCUCUACUUUUUAAAAUUGGGUAUGGCUGCAAAACAAUCCACCAUGGGCCAAAAGAAAGUUGUCCAUGCUCUCUCCUUCCCUCCUCCCCUUCAAGUCCUUGCCAACAAGAGUCUUCAGUCAAAGUAAAAGUUACGUUAAAUGUUAGCUUUAUCCCUUUUUUUAUCCCCUUGUUCUACAUUAGAAGUAUUAACAUAGGUUAUUUUCUGGAAGGACCCAUUGGAACAAAUUAAUAACAAAAACCGAGGUAUACCACUAUUAAAAAAAACCCCACUGCAA
Dunckerocampus dactyliophorus (ringed pipefish) is the source of this 4639-nucleotide messenger RNA. It is a transcript of the gene taf6l, whose product is annotated as TAF6-like RNA polymerase II, p300/CBP-associated factor (PCAF)-associated factor. Gene Ontology annotation, molecular function: transcription coactivator activity; protein heterodimerization activity; RNA polymerase II general transcription initiation factor activity. The record is from RefSeq and is a predicted model, not a curated record. Bases 136 to 2043 code for a protein of 635 amino acids. NCBI's taxonomy places the organism in Eukaryota, Metazoa, Chordata, Actinopteri, Syngnathiformes, Syngnathidae. The transcript has 12 exons. Gene Ontology annotation, biological process: transcription initiation at RNA polymerase II promoter; RNA polymerase II preinitiation complex assembly. Gene Ontology annotation, cellular component: SLIK (SAGA-like) complex; SAGA complex; transcription factor TFIID complex.